This is a messenger RNA of Mauremys mutica (yellowpond turtle), 3159 nucleotides long. RefSeq names its product sperm flagellar protein 2-like. Gene Ontology annotation, biological process: sperm axoneme assembly. The coding region runs from base 96 to 1691 and encodes 531 amino acids. Gene Ontology annotation, cellular component: manchette; sperm midpiece. Lineage: Eukaryota; Metazoa; Chordata; Testudines; Geoemydidae. The record is from RefSeq and is a predicted model, not a curated record. Gene Ontology annotation, molecular function: protein binding. The transcript is spliced from 10 exons.
CCGCUACAGCGCAUGCGUUAGAUGCUGCCUGCAUGGCACCAUGGUAACGGGACGCGGAGCCGGGCCCGUGUGAGCGGGGUUCGCGUGCGGCCGCCAUGUCGGACAUUCUGUGCGAGUGGCUGAACCGGGAGGUGAAGCUCUCCCGGGCCGUGGAUCCAAAAUCAUUCCCAAAAGAAUUUUCUACUGGCUACCUAAUUGGAGAAAUUCUGCACAAAUAUGAACUUCAGGAUGACUUUAACCAAUUUUCACAAAGCAGGGUCGCAAACUCUAAACUUAACAAUUUUUCUCGCCUGGAACCAACAUUUCAACUCCUUGGUGUGCAGUUUGACCAACAUGAGGCCCAAAAUAUCAUGACUGAACAGCAUGGGGCUGCAACCAAGCUUUUGUAUCAACUGUAUGUUGCCCUAGAAAAAAAGAAAAAGGCGGGGCUCACAGGAGUAGCCAUGGAAGCAAUGAGACCUGCAGCACCUGCAAAGCUCCAGGGCAUUGAGAGCAAGUUGUAUCGAGAGCGUCUUAGAAACCUAAUGCCGCGGCAGACUGACUUGAGACUGCAGCAGGUUUCAGAGCAUUUUGAAAUGAAAUCUAAGCACAUGGAAAAUAAAAUAGCUUGUAUACAGUUUGCAGAACAACAGAAAGUUCAAAAAAUCCAGGAGGAGCAAAGAGCCCAAGACAUUGAAAAGCAUCGUAAAGGAAGAAGGAGACAAAAUGAAAUAAUGGCCAGGAUUCAAGCAGCUAUUAUACAGAUUCCAAAACCACCAUUAAACCGUACCUUGAAAGCUAUUGAAGCCCAAAAAUUGUUAAAAAAGAAAAAAGAAGCAGAGGAUGUAUACAUGGAAAUUAAGACGUUUGAGAAGUUUAUGAGGAAAGAGAGCCCUACUUCUAGUAGCACCCAAGUCACUGACAGCAAUGUACAGGACACCUUGCAGAUACAGGAGUUAGACUCAACAGCUCCAGACACCACAGCCCAGACAACUACUGAAUUGUUGAGCACUUAUUCAGAUGAUGAAUAUAUAAGAAAAAUUCAAAAACGCCUAGAGGAAGACAGUUUUGCCCGGGAGCAACGAGAAAAAAGACGACGGAAGAUGUUAAUGGAACAGCUAAUAGCCCACGAAGCACAAGAGGAGGCUUACCGGGAAGAGCAACUUGUUAAUAGAUUAAUGAGACAGUCCCAGCAGGAGCGGAGGAUUGCUGUACAACUCAUGCAUGUUCGUCAUGAAAAAGAAGUGCUAUGGCAGAACAGAAUUUUCAGAGAAAAACAGUAUGAGGAAAGACGACUGAAAGAGUUCCAAGAAGCUCUUGACAGAGAGGCGGCUCUUGCAAAACAAGAAAAAAUUGAUUAUGAGGAACAUAUUUGCAAAGAAAGAGACCUACAUGAGAAAAUUGCUGCUGAAAGAGCAGAGGCUCGAUAUAAAAAGCAUUAUUCCAUGUGUUGGGAAGUGAUUGACCAAAUUAUUGAUCUGUCAGCCAAAACAGGAGAAUAUCGAAUGUUGACAAACAACCUAAUUCCAAUGAAACUGAUGCGAGAUUGGAAAGAACUUUUUUUUAACGGAAAACCAAUAUAUGAACAAGCGUCGAUUGAACCUUUGCCAACUGAGCCAACCCCAGAACAACUUGUAGAGUUGGAUAAAAUGAAUUUGCUAGAUGAGAAAGAUUAUGAUGAAUAUAAGGUACCCCUAACUGACAUGGCAUAAUGAAAGAAAAUGCACCUUGUUUACUCAUGAUUGUUGACAAUUUGUUGUGAUGUUAUAAUACAUUUGGUUUUUCGGUUUUUUUUGACAGUUCAUGAUGAUAGAAUUAGAUAUAAAUUUUCAUGUAGUUACAGAUGUUUUCACAUUAACUCCAUAUUCGUCUGGGAGUAAAUAAUAUUUUCUGUUGCUGGCAUUUGAAAGCCUGUGCAACCCUGAAACUCUUAAUCCUUGUUUGGCCUUGAGUGCAGUAACACAUUUCAUACUGUAUAUGAACAACUGAUGUUACUAUGAUGUUACUGAUGUUACAUAACUACAACACGUGAAACUUCAGUGCAAUUAUUUUUAAGUAGAAAUUAAAGUGUAGUUAAUGCACCACAUUAGAAAAUGUAACACAAAGUAGUCAGCAAAAAAACCCCAAGACUAAAUAAAAACAGUGCCUGUUACAAGAUCUGGUAGUCCUGUAAAUACUAUUUGCAACAAGUUGUGAAUUACACCUUUGUAGUGGAAUUUUAUAUUUGGUGAUCCAUUUAUUUUAAUAAGACAACAUUUUAAAAAAGAAGUUUUGAGAAAUGGCUGAUAUUGUUAUGACCAUGCUGUAAUAAUCUAAGUGACAAUUUUUCAGAUCCUAUAAUCUGUUUCCUGCAAUUUUAGAACACAGAAUAAUUUAACAAUUGAAAAUUGAAGUAAGAAUGUUAAACUGCUUUGGCCAAAGUACACUACAUAGUUAUUUUUCCCCCAAUUCAGUAUUAUUUAUUCUAUUGUUUGAAAAAGAAGCUUUUAUGCUUUGAAUCUUUUCUGACAGUCUGUUUAGUAUAAUAUAGCACAAUCAUUGUAAAUAACUUGUAUUUCUGUCUUUGUUGUUUGAGAAAUGAUUACCACACGAUAUGUGCUUUUUACCCACAUCCUGAACCAAUUGGUACAUAUUCUUUUGCAGUAAGUAGUCAACUUUUGUUAGGGGUUGGUGUGGUGUAUGUCUGACAGCUCAGUUUAUUUUGUUUUCAAUCUUUAAGUAUGUUCUCUACCAACUGAAAGUUAUUUACAAGAUACCUGUUCAUACAGAAUUAACACGUAUGAUAAAUUUUAAAACCUUCUUUAGAAGAGCAAAGACAACUCUGUGGAGGGAGGAACCUAGAUGGUUAAGAUUUAGUAAUGGCAUAAUAAGUCUUUGGGCCAGAGUCUCGUUUACAUUAAGGCCUCUGUACACCACGGUGGGAGAAUGCAGGACGUUAAAAUGAAUGUAAAUUUAAUUUAUGCACCCUUUAAGGCCUCCUUACCUUGCAAGUGGGAUAAAGGGACCUUAGUGUAAAGGAAAAUCAGGUCCUUUCACCUCUAGGUUUCCAGUCCUACUCCCCUAUUCUAUUCCUUGUCACCAAACAUUUGGUGUUCUCAAUUCAAUUUCUAAUUAACUUGCAAUUAACUGGUAAUAAGUAAAUGGCAAAUUAAUUACCAUAGCUUUAAUAUCAGUUUAAAG